GGUCGACCCCGGUGUCUUUAUGAAACACAGGAUCCGUCCAUGAGCCUCCGAAAAGCAGCUGUCUGUCCCCCCGGUGAGAACCAACCUGCCCCGCGAGGACGUCUCUCCGCCGCGGCCCCGCUGCCCUGUGUGCCCGGGACCACCCUCCGGCUUCACGGUAGAGGUUGUGUGUUCGCUCCCCUCCGACAACACGGACCACGGGGGGACGAGCCAACGGUUAGCUGAGAGGGGAAGUGGGCUCCGCGCUCCCUUUCAUCGCGCAGAUGCUCCCAGCCGCCCAGCUUGACAAGAGUGAUGGGAUGUGUCAACUAGCAGAUGACGCAGUCCUGGACGAUGUAAUCGGACUGAAUACUUCAUCUGCAUUGUUAACACCAGAGCGUGAUCGAGGCGGGACAAAGAUAGAGGAGGACGACAACGACAUUGAAUACACAAGGAUGGGCGUGGGGAAAAACACCACCUCCAAGACGAUGGACAGCAGCAGUGAGGGAGGAAAAUAUGAAGAGGAGGGAAAACAUGGCGCUGAUUUCUACCCUAUUCCGGUGGUGGUCAACGGAGUUGGUGGUGCAAGUGGAGACCAGGAUACUGAGAAUACAGAGCUGAUGGCGAUAUACAGUAAAGAUAAUCAGGCCGCAGAAAAGAGCUCGAUGUCUGAGACGCUGGACAGCACAGACAGUAUUGACGCAAGGAGGAUGGAUAUGAUCUAUACCAUUGAAGACACCCCACCCUGGUACCUGUGUGUGUUCCUGGGCAUGCAGCACUACUUGACGUGUUUCAGUGGGACGAUCGCGGUGCCGUUCCUCCUUGCUGAGGCGAUGUGCGUUGGAUUCGAUCAGUGGGCCACCAGUCAGCUCAUAGGGACCAUCUUCUUCUGUGUGGGGAUCACCACCCUGCUACAGACCACACUGGGCUGCAGGUUGCCUUUGUUCCAAGCCAGCGCUUUUGCCUUCCUCGCACCAGCCAGAGCCAUCCUGUCGCUGGACAAGUGGAAGUGUAACAGUACAGAUGUUCCCGUGUUUAACAGCACAGAGCUCCUCAACACAGAGGAAAUCUGGCACCCCAGGAUACGAGAGAUCCAGGGGGCCAUCAUCGUGUCCUCCCUAAUUGAAGUGUGUAUUGGAGCACUGGGUCUUCCCGGGCUCCUGCUGAAGUACAUCGGACCCCUGACCAUCACCCCCACUGUGACCCUCAUCGGCCUGUCUGGUUUCCAGGCCGCAGGCGAGAGGGCUGGGAAACACUGGGGCGUUGCUAUGCUGACUAUCUUCUUGGUGCUGCUCUUCUCUCAAUAUGCCAGAAAUGUUCAGUUCCCUCUCCCAGUCUACAAAGCCAAGAAAGGCUGGACGUCCUAUAAACUUCAAGUCUUCAAAAUGUUUCCCAUCAUCAUGGCCAUUCUGGUGUCAUGGCUGUUGUGCUUCAUUUUCACCGUGACUGACGUUUUCCCGCCGGAGAAGGACAAGUACGGUUACUACGCCCGCACAGAUGCACGACAAGGAAUCAUCAAGGCCGCACCGUGGUUUAAGAUCCCAUAUCCCUUCCAGUGGGGUUUUCCAACUGUAACAGUGGCAGGGGUGAUCGGUAUGAUGAGCGCUGUGGUGGCCAGCAUCAUCGAGUCGAUUGGAGAUUACUAUGCCUGCGCUCGUCUCUCCUGCGCUCCUCCACCUCCCGUCCAUGCCAUCAACAGGGGGAUAUUCAUGGAGGGUAUUUCCUGUGUGCUCGAUGGGCUUUUUGGCACCGGAAAUGGUUCCACCUCCUCCAGUCCAAAUAUAGGUGUCCUGGGAAUCACAAAGGUGGGCAGCAGACGUGUGAUCCAGUACGGAGCUGCCAUGAUGUUGCUGCUGGGGAUGGUGGGUAAAUUCAGCGCCCUGUUCGCCUCUCUGCCUGACCCUGUCCUGGGAGCUCUGUUCUGCACCUUGUUCGGUAUGAUCACUGCAGUCGGACUCUCCAACCUGCAGUUUGUGGACCUCAACUCCUCCAGGAACCUCUUUGUCUUGGGCUUCUCCAUUUUCUUCGGUCUGAUGCUGCCGAGCUACCUUAAAAAGAACCCGCUGGUCACAGGCAUUGUUGAGGUUGACCAAGUGCUGAACGUGCUCCUCACAACGGCCAUGUUUGUUGGAGGCUCCGUUGCCUUCAUUUUGGACAACACUAUACCUGGUACCCUUGAUGAACGAGGCGUCAGGAAGCUGAAGCUUGGCUCUGGUCUCAGCACAGCAGAACUGGAAGGGAUGAGAUCUUAUGACCUGCCAUUUGGAAUGGACUUCAUUCGCAGACACCCCGUCUUCAAGUACAUCCCCAUCAGCCCUACAUUCACAGGCUACCAGUGGGGGAGGCUACAGGAAUCCUGCAGGAGCCGAAUGGGACAUGGAGAUGCGGUGAAGGGAGGAGGAAUGGGAGGGGAGGGAGGCACGGCACCAGGAGAGAGUCGGGUAUAGCCAACAGGCUUAUGGGAAGCAAGGGAUGGUACACUGGGAUAAACGGAUGAGAGAGUGGAGGACGGAAGCUGUGCAGGAUUUGGUGGAAGAAAAUGUGACGCACCAACCCUUCGUCAUUAUGUGUUUUCUUUAUCUUGUGUCUGUCUUUUUCUGCUUCCCACUCCGCUGUUUCUAAAGCUUGCUACAGCAAAUCACAGCAUGUUACAAGAUGUCAUCACCACACAGAGAUGAUUUGGUGUGUGUGCAUAUGUCCACAAUAUGCAGCAAGAGAUGGCGGCGCGUUAAUCCAGAACGAGAGCGAUGGCUGUCAAACAAUCAAAGCUGAAUGUUUGUGGAUUCACUGACUCGUUAUUACUGCUAACUACUACUGGCCAUGUCAGUUUCUGACACAUUAUUCUGCUGAGACGGUAGAUUUGAUUAUGUCAAUUGAGGAUUAUGCAAAAUUACUGUUACAAAUCAUUUGCCUCAAGACUCAUUAUGCAACAGCAUUAGAGGCAUGCACAUACACCAACAGCCUCACCAAAAACCAAGUGCAGCAAUGCACGUCGGGGGUCAUGCCAUGCAGACCGAGUGAAGUUUUUAGUCAGGUGCCCUUACUCAUGCAAAGUGAUUGUGAAAUUUUUGUUUUGCACUAUCUGCCUCCGGAGUUCAAAUGUAAAAUGUCACCCCACAGCUCGCGCCCCCAUUUCUUCAGUAAAACUCCUCAGAGACCCAUUGACCAGCUCAUCUCAUCUCAUGCUAAAGAAACUCACUUAUUAAAAAGAUAUUAGUGCAGAUAUUCACAAGAUCCACAAACCUUCCAGUUUACUGAGUCAGUAUUAUGCAUAAUUUAUUAACGAGACCGAAACACUUAGUUUACCUGAACAUACUGCGACUCAACAGACUCUCAAAUGGGAGUUUUUCUAUACUUCAGUUUGGAAGAAACAAAUUAUAUUUAUCUUAUAACCUUGAAUUUGCUUAUUUCAAAUCUCUGCACGCAAAUUUUGAAACAAGCUUUUUAUAAUGCCUGUGCAAAAGCCACAGUAACAGACACGUGGCCUCAAAAUUUAAUAUCUUCACUUCAGGCACGUGUCCUAUGUUUAACAGUAAAGUGUGUUAAUGUAGGAUUUGCAAAAACUGCACCAGAAAUAUUAACUCACUGCCACUAUCCACACCCAUGUGGUUUUUCCAUCAUUGCAUUCAGUGAGCCCUUACAUAAUCCUACUCAGAAGUUAGGGUGGUGAUUUUGAGUAUUUAAAUGUAAUAACAGAAGUUUGGAGAGUUGAUUUAUUUUGUUCUAAAUCCAGGCACACAUUGUGCAUUGUGUGUUUUUGACGCAGCCAAUCAUGACUGUUACUGAUGUCAUUAAUCAUUUAAAAAAUUUUUUUUUCAAUAGUAUACAUUCCUCCUCCUCUCAGGCUCCGUACCCCUCCCACUCUCAUCUCGCUUAAGUUAGUUCACUGCUGAUCUUCAAGUCUGCUGUAGUUCAGACUGUGAGAGCAUCAGCAGCCUGAACAUUAUCGACCCCAGGAGUGAAGAACAAGUCUAACUCGACUCGUAUGUGUGCCUCGGCUUCUUCAACACAAACAAUACCAUACAAGAAUUUGCAAGAUAAAAAUUUUAGUAAAUGCAGGAAUUUUAAAAAUGGCUGAAAAUCAUCUACUAAAUAUUAGUAGCCUAGUCUAAUUGAGAUUUGUACUAAACCAAAAUGCUAAAAACUCUUUAUUACCACUUCUUAUUGUUCUUAAACAAUAUACCAAAACAAAUGUUGCUUAAAAUCUCUUCCCAAAUUUCUCAGCUUUUCAUCUCGUCCGUCAAAGCUAUUUAUUUAUUUAUGAGAAAAAAGUGGAUGUUUAACGAUUGCUUGAAGCAGGUUUAUUUGCCUCUUGUACAAUGUUGAAAAUAUAUUUAUUAUUUUACUUCUUAAUGCCCUGUUUAAAAAAACAAGAAAAAAAAAAAAAAAGUAGGUUUGGUAAUGACGUACUGCUCCUCCCGACACCUUGGCUGCAGUCGGUGCUUUGAGAAACUCUCCUAAGGACAACCACCUUUCAUAAAGUUAGUCUCUACUGUAAAGUAAAAAAAGUACGCUGCUUCCAUUUCAUUCCAUUUAUAUCACAUUGUUGAUGUAAAGAGACGCAAAGCUUGCAAACUGGAUGGUUUAUUCAAAUUUCAGAGUCUGGGCCUUUUUACUACACGUACUGUUUGCACACUUAAUGGUGCCAAGAUGAUCGGGGUCAGAGUGACUCAUUCUCACUGACCUCAAACCCUGUUAUGUCUUUAUACACCUUCAUCAUCAGUGUGAACCUUUUUGUUUUUGGUUACCUAAGGACUUAGGGCCUUAGUCUCUGAUAGCAUUGUUAGCUUUAGCCACAUUUAAGACCCCAUCUCUCUCUGUUACACUCAGGAUUUGACCAUUUUUUGUGAUCUCACUAAUGUCUAGUGUCUGCCUGGAAUGAUAAAAUAGACAAAGACAACCCUGACUAAAUAUUAUUGUGAGCACAAUUUUCAGUUAUCCUUAUCAGAAUGCAGUUGCAAUGAAGUCAGAUGAAAAUGUUUACAGUGCUACUGCAGCUAAAAAUCCUAUUACGGUCACAGAUUAAAAUAGGAAUUUGUUUUAAUGUCGGUAUCACCACACGUGUUCUCAUUCUGGGUAGACCGACCUCAGUGAUGAUUCCAAAUCCCGGAGAAACAUAAAUGCUGAUGAAGUCUUAAAUCAGGCUUGGCUACUUCCUGACCAUCAAUGUGUGUGGAACCUGUAAAUCUAAAACCUCUGUGUAAAUGUCGGCUGGCAGCUGGACAGCUGUAGAUGAGACGUGGUAAAACGUUACCACAGCAGCAGGUGUAUUUAAAAUCCUUGCUCACGCUGUUUAACCUUGUUCCAGGGGCGAUGAGGAUCACAUAGAGGUCGGAGACACCACCUCCUGCACCUCCUCUCUCUGUGAGGGAGUAGAUGGGCGGUGGUCUGACGGCCCCAUUAUCAAUUCUCUUGUAGAUGAUAUGCAUACAUUAGCACAUGGACAACAUGUAACUUUGUUUCCUUGUCAUAUCAUGUUUGUGUAACCAGCACUUAUUUCUCUCACCAACAUCACACACACACACUUGUUUAAAGUCUCUAGUCCUGCAGUGAAAAUAUAUAGGUGACCUCAUGUUCAGUGUACCUGGUUUGUCCCUGGGAGUUCUUACUGUCGUUUCUGGAUGUAGGAGAAGACACCGGCUGGCCAUCUUAUUAAGAGCCUGUUGGUCAUUGGCAGCUGUGUGAACCUGCCUUAUUUCUCUAUACCAAGAUGAACAUUGGAUGAUUUUGUGCCUCAACACAACUUCCUCUUGAUUUAACCCUCCGGUUAUGUUACAUUCUGUCUUCUUUUUAAAAUGUUAUACACAAGCUUAUGUGUUUCUCACAGUCAUUACAGAAAUGGCUGUUACAUUACAAACACCUUGGAUUUCAUGUGGCCGGACACUACUCCUUGAUGCUUUUCAAGCUUUAGUUACAGAGAUGUCGGUUUAACCAACAGAUGGCUCUUGAGAAGGUGGUCAUCAGGUGUGUAACACAAAGACAUCAGUCCCUCUUAUUUUGAAGGGGAUGCUACAUGAAGUAUAUACUAUUUUGUCAAGUGUUUUCUCUUUUUCAAUGUUUUUCUUCUUUUAUACAUAAUUUUUAUGUUUUUACAUGUGAAUAUUUGUAAGAAACAAAUCAUAACUUUUAAUCUUGAAUCAUGCUGGAAAGCGCACCCUUUUGUUGUACUGUUUAUUUAAAGAGUAAAUUCGUUUUGAUCUUCUUUUAAAUCUGUGGUUCGGGGGAAUCGUUUAGUUUGUUUGUUAGGACCUUUUCAUAUUGUAUUUUUUUACUCUAACAUUGCUCUUUGUUCAUGUUAACACAUUACCAGUAUAUAUUAUAGACUGAGCUGACAAACUUUAAAUAGAUGUAAAAACAACAAAAAGAAAUGUAUAUUUAAUGGAGUAAAGUUUGCUAAACUAAAUUGUGUAAACUAAUUGUAGCAAGAAAAUGUUUUAUUCUUUGUUCCUAAAACUAUUUAAUAUGAUGUUACAGAAUGAA
This is a messenger RNA of Hippoglossus stenolepis (Pacific halibut), 6459 nucleotides long. It is a transcript of the gene slc23a2, whose product is annotated as solute carrier family 23 member 2. Gene Ontology annotation, biological process: L-ascorbic acid metabolic process; transmembrane transport. Bases 264 to 2426 code for a protein of 720 amino acids. NCBI's taxonomy places the organism in Eukaryota, Metazoa, Chordata, Actinopteri, Pleuronectiformes, Pleuronectidae. The record is from RefSeq and is a predicted model, not a curated record. Gene Ontology annotation, cellular component: membrane. The transcript is spliced from 16 exons. Gene Ontology annotation, molecular function: transmembrane transporter activity.